UCGUCGCUCAUUAGUGAUUAAAGAACCAAAAGAGAUUAGAAGCAUGGCGUUUUCUUUGAGCCUCAAGUCCUCUUUCUUACUCUUCCUCGUUUCCUCCAUGUUGAUUGUUGAAGUUUCAAUAGCUGGUGGAGAAGGAUCUGUUCGCAUACAAGAUUGUGGGAAGGCAUGCAAUUAUCGUUGCUCAAAUACACAAUACAAGAAUAAUUGUCUACUCUUUUGCAACAAGUGCUGUAAAAAAUGUCUGUGUGUACCGUCGGGCACAUAUGGGAACAAGCAAGAAUGCCCAUGCUACAAUAAUUGGAAGACUAAGGAAGGUGGCCCCAAGUGCCCUUAAGUCUCUCUCUACCCAUAAGAAAGUAUUCUUGUUUAAAGACAGUAUUCUACAAUGAAAUAAAUGUGUUGGUUUCGUAUAUUUUACCUUCUAUGGUCCAUUGAUGGCAAAAGAGUUUUAUUUAAUUUGAGUUUUCGUA
Messenger RNA from Malania oleifera, 470 nucleotides. RefSeq names its product gibberellin-regulated protein 12-like. The record is from RefSeq and is a predicted model, not a curated record. Lineage: Eukaryota; Viridiplantae; Streptophyta; Magnoliopsida; Santalales; Ximeniaceae. The coding region runs from base 44 to 334 and encodes 96 amino acids. The transcript has 3 exons.